This is a messenger RNA of Ziziphus jujuba (common jujube), 1092 nucleotides long. RefSeq names its product early nodulin-like protein 18. The transcript is spliced from 2 exons. The record is from RefSeq and is a predicted model, not a curated record. NCBI's taxonomy places the organism in Eukaryota, Viridiplantae, Streptophyta, Magnoliopsida, Rosales, Rhamnaceae. Bases 150 to 860 code for a protein of 236 amino acids. Gene Ontology annotation, cellular component: plasma membrane. Gene Ontology annotation, molecular function: electron transfer activity.
AAAAGGAGGGCUAUAUACAUUUAGUUAUACAAGCACCAGUUUCCAGUGUUCUCAUAAUUUCCCUUUAUUCCUUAGAUCACUGAAAUCUGCGGCGUUUGUGAUCCACAUCCAAACUAGCUAACUAAGUUUCACAAAAUCCAAGAAAAAGAAUGGAACAGAGAAGGAACAGUUUAGGUCUUCCCACAUUCUUUAUCAUUCUGAACUGUUUUGUUCUUCUUCUUUGUUUUUCAAGAUCUGUACAAGCUUACAAGAACUACACUGUUGGGGAUUCUUUAGGCUGGUAUGACAACCAAGAGAAGCCUAAUAUUAAUUACCAGAAAUGGGCUUCUGGCAAAAGCUUCAGCUUGGGAGAUUUCCUCAUUUUUAACACCAAUAAUAACCAUUCAGUCAUCCAAACCUACAACUUUACCACAUACAAGCUUUGUGACUAUGACAAUGCCUUAGACAAUGAUACCACCCAAUGGUCGCAAGACAAGCCAUCGAACACCGCCACACAUGGAGUGUCCGUGGCUGUUCCAUUGCUAAAAGAAGGGCCCACAUACUUCUUUUCCGGCGACUACGACGGUGAACAAUGCGAGAAUGGACAGCAUUUCAUGAUCAAUGUGACUCAUGGCCAAGGUUUGCCUAAGAGCCUCCAAGACCCUUCAAAUGAAUCACCAGGUCCCACAAGUCCCCAGUCCGGUGAUGAUGAUGAAUCAGCACCAGACACAAUUGUUCCUUCCAAUUUCAAUCAUCCCCAAGAGGAAGAGGCUGAUGAUGAUAAAAAAGAUGCAUCAGGGGCUUCUCUUCCAAUGUUGUCUAUGGAAUUGAAAUUGUGGAGUGCUAUUUUGUCUGUUUUAGGACUUGCUUACAUAUUUUGAUCACAAUCUUUUACUUUUCUUUUCCUUUUUUUUUUUUUCCUUAUCAUUUUUUUUAGGUUUGUUUGGUUGUUUAGGGAUUGAUUUUUUACUUUUUUGGGCUUCAUAUUAUAUAUAGGAAAAAUAAUCUAGAUAUGAUAUUCUUUUUAUGGUGUAAUUAAAGUAUAUCAUUAAGGUCUGUGUUGUAGCCUUGCGGAAUAGGUUAACAAUUAAUAAUGCACUUUAUUUUAUUUUA